GCAAAUUCUCACCACUCUUCACCAUUACGAUUUAAACUCAUUUUACAUUUUCCCUAGAAGACUUGUUUGAUUCAUAAUGGCGGAAGAAAAGAUUUCCGUUUAUCCUGAUUACGACCAUGAUCCCAAUAUCAAACGUCAUGACUUUCCUUCUGAUUUCAUGUUUGGAGUAGGAACAUCUUCUUAUCAAAUUGAAGGUGCUUGGAAUGCAGACGGUAAAGGGUUAAAUAUUUGGGAUUGCCACGCUCUAAGACACCCUGAAAACAUCGUUGAUGGUUCAAAUGCAUGUGUUACUAUUGAUAGUUAUCAUAGAAUGAAGGAAGAUGUUCAAUUGUUGAAGAAAAUGGGUGUAAAGUAUUAUAGAUUCUCGAUUUCCUGGUCCAGGAUAUUACCAGGUGGAAAAGUAAGUAUGGGCAAAAACUUGGAAGGCAUCAAUUACUACAACAAAUUAAUUGAUGAGUUAAAAGCUAAUGACAUUGAGCCAUUUGUCACUCUUUACCACUGGGAUCUUCCAAAUGCAUUGGAAGAAGAAUAUAUGGGUUUCUUAAGCUCUAAAAUUGUCGACGACUUUGUGAAUUAUGCGGAAAUAUGCUUUUGGGAGUUUGGAGAUCGGGUGAAGAACUGGGUGACGAUAAAUGAGCCAUACAGAAUCAUCUACGGUGGUUAUGUAAAAGGUAAUUAUGCACCCGGUAGGGGUGGAAAGAACCAAGAUGGUGACCGCGAAACAGAGCCAUAUAUUGUAGCAUACAAUCUACUCAAUUGUCAUGCAGCUGCUUAUAGAAAGUAUGAAGAAGAUUUCAAGGAUGCUCAAAAAGGUAAAGUGGGAAUCUCUCUUGACACCAGCUUUUUCAAGCCUUUUCGUGGUAAUGGUAACAAAGAUGAUGUCAAAGCUGUGGAGUAUGCAUAUGACUUUAUGCUUGGAUGGUUUAUGGAGCCAUUAACAAGCGGUAAUUGGCCGAAAAACAUGCAAAAAUUCGCCACUACUCCAUCACGUCAUCACCCACAAGGUCGUUAUUUGCCUGUAUUCACCGACGACCAGAAAAACAAGUUGAUACAAUCAUAUGAUUUUCUGGGACUAAACUAUUACACUGCCGAUUACGCUCAAAUCCACAAUUCUUCUAGUCUUUCUGAAGGAUUUCUUGAUGAUUGUCACUAUAAAGCAUCAGGAACUGAUCCCAACGGAAACGAUAUAGGAGAAGCAGCUUUUAAAGGAUCAUGGGUGUAUCUUUGUGCCAAUGAGCUCUUUCUUCUCUUGGAACACAUUAAGAAAACGUACAAACUUGAAAAACAUAUCAUAGUAACUGAGAAUGGAGCUCCUCAGCAAAACGAUAACCAAAAAACUAACUAUGAACAAGCUCGAGAUGAUGCAUUUCGACUCAAAUACAUCAAAUGGCAUCUUGAGGCCAUCAGAAGGGCUAAUAAUACUUCUCGGCUGUUGACCUCCGAAAGGACGAAGCCUUUGGUUAUGGGGUACUUUGUGUGGUCAUUCACGGAUAGCUAUGAAUGGGGUUCAGGGUAUACUCUUCGGUUCGGUAUGAACUAUGUUGAUUUCAAGAACAAUCUCCAUAGGUACCCUAAAAAGUCAGCACUUUGGUUCAAAAAGUUUCUUUCCGAAAAGAAAUGCAUCGAACCCCGCAAAAGAAGUCUAACCAACGUCGAGCAAGAAGACGAAGAUGUCAAUGGUGCACUAGUCAAACCAGAACAAGAAAUUGAAGUGGUUCAAAAACUUAAAAAAGCAAAAACAUGAAAACAACUUUAAAUGAAUCCCAAGUUAAUUGUGCUCCUUAAAUUUGUUUUUCUUAGCCAUUGAUCUUGUCUAAAUAAGAUCACAAAUAUGUGAUCAUAAUAAUUGUCUACUUGACAUCAGAACAAAUUACUCUUGGAUGUUUCUGAGCUAAUCUAUAAUUUCCUUUUUGAGAUUAAA
Messenger RNA from Helianthus annuus (common sunflower), 1921 nucleotides. Its product is annotated as beta-glucosidase 24. Bases 77 to 1744 code for a protein of 555 amino acids. The transcript is spliced from 12 exons. Gene Ontology annotation, molecular function: beta-glucosidase activity. Gene Ontology annotation, biological process: carbohydrate metabolic process. The record is from RefSeq and is a predicted model, not a curated record. NCBI's taxonomy places the organism in Eukaryota, Viridiplantae, Streptophyta, Magnoliopsida, Asterales, Asteraceae.